Phragmites australis (common reed) is the source of this 1222-nucleotide messenger RNA. RefSeq names its product MADS-box transcription factor 27-like. The transcript is spliced from 8 exons. Gene Ontology annotation, cellular component: nucleus. Gene Ontology annotation, biological process: positive regulation of transcription by RNA polymerase II. Gene Ontology annotation, molecular function: protein dimerization activity; RNA polymerase II cis-regulatory region sequence-specific DNA binding; DNA-binding transcription factor activity, RNA polymerase II-specific. The coding region runs from base 170 to 892 and encodes 240 amino acids. The record is from RefSeq and is a predicted model, not a curated record. NCBI's taxonomy places the organism in Eukaryota, Viridiplantae, Streptophyta, Magnoliopsida, Poales, Poaceae.
UCAUCUUUCUCGCGUCUUCUUCCUCUCUCUCCCCCUCCAAUAAUUUGCCUACCUGGGAAACCAACUGGGAGCCUUCUCCUUCCAGAGCUCCUGCCGGAUCACCGGUGCUCUCUCUCUCUCCCUCCAUACGUGCCUGGCCUGUGUGUGCAAGACCGGCCGGAGCUUGACGAUGGGGCGGGGCAAGAUAGUGAUUCGGCGGAUCGACAACUCCACGAGCCGGCAGGUGACGUUCUCGAAGCGGCGGAGCGGGAUCUUCAAGAAGGCCAAGGAGCUCGCCAUCCUCUGCGACGCCGAGGUUGGACUGAUCAUCUUCUCCAGCACCAGCCGCCUCUACGAGUACGCCAGCACCAGCAUGAAGUCAGUGAUUGAUCGAUAUGGCAGAGCCAAGGAGGAGCAGCAGCUUGUGGCAAACCCCAACUCGGAGCUUAAGUUCUGGCAAACGGAGGCAGCAAGCUUGAGACAACAGCUGCACAACUUGCAAGAAAAUCAUCGGCAGUUGAUGGGACAAGAUCUUUCUGGAUUGGGCGUCAAGGAACUUCAAAAUCUAGAAAAUAAGCUAGAAACGAGCCUACGUUGCAUCCGGACAAAAAAGGACCAACUCUUGGUUGAUGAAAUUCACGAACUGAAUCAAAAGGGAAGUCUCAUCCAACAAGACAGCAUGGAACUAUACAAAAAGGUCAACCUGAUUCGUCAGGAAAAUGUCGAGUUAUACAAGAAGCUCUACGAGAAAGAAACAGCAAAUGAAGUCAUCCGAGAUUCAACAACUCCAUACAACUUUGCGGUUGUCGAGAAUGCCAACAUUCCUGUUCAUCUUGAACUUAAUACUCCACCGCAAGAAAACGAUGUUGAGCAAACUGCACCUCCUAAACUAGGGUUACAGCUAAAUCCAUGAAGACAUGCGGUAUGGAAUUGCUUAUGUUCUCAUUAUUCUCAGAGGCUGCAACUCAAAGUAUCCAGAAAUACGAUUGAUUGUAAUGAGCCUAAACACAGCAAGACAGACAAAGUAUGCAUGCCAUGGACGAUUGACAAUGGUAGUGUAAAUCUAUUUCAAAUAAGAUGCAUUUUGUUGAACAAUGCAGCAAAUGAUUUGUCUUAUAACUAUUUGCCACGUUCUGCAAGCUUGUUCACCAACAUGAGUACAUGACAGCUACAAUUCUACAAAUGUUCAUGCAAACUUAUUGACAAAAAGAUAUAGCGUGUAAAGUGUAUAUCGGAAAAAUUC